CAAUUCUCCUCUGCCAGAGCUCCAUGAGCUCGUUCAGAAAACCGGAAAAAUUAGUUCUCUCUCGCUCCGCUCUCUCCUCCAUCUUCCAGCCGGAUGGAGACGACGACGAAGCUGCUGCCGCCGCCGCCGGCGAAGUUUCAACUGCUUCCUACAUUUACUUCUUCACUCUAUUCCAAGUCGGUUAACCAAUCGCCGGAAUUGGAUCUCCAGCAGACGCCGAGUUCUCGCAAGGAUGCUCGGCGGAGGAUCCGAAACCUGUCGUUGAUUAAGAGGAAAGCGGCGCCGUCCGGACGGAGGAGCCGGCCGCAGACUCCGCUUCUGAAGUGGAAGGUCGAGGAGAGAAGCGAUGGAGGUGACGAUCGAGCUGAAGACGAGGACGAGAAGAAGUCGGUGUCGGAGAACGGGAAAGAUCUCCGGAGGAUUAGUAGGGAAAGAGAUGUGAUCGUAUCGGCGAGGAAGCUCGCUGCUGGUUUUUGGCGUUUUCAGAAGCCGGAGGUGAGCGCAGAUGGAGGGAGGAGAAAUUUGAUACGAACGCAGGAGCAGCAGCCGGGGUUUCAGUCUGUUGCUGGCCAUGUUCGACUUCCAAUUCUCCGCCAUCAUAAUAACAACAUAUUUAGUAACGAAACAAGGGAUCUGUUACAGGGCCAACCCUCAACCUCUGGUGUGAGAAAUGGCCUUUUGUGCAAGCUUGAGCCUUUCUUUCAAUUCUCCAACUCAGUUAUGGAGGGGGCAACUAAGUGGGAUCCUAUUGGCUCGAAAAUUGCAGAUGAAAGGGGCAAUAUUUACAACCAAACAGAGCUUCUUGACCGACAAAUGAGCCUGGUUUCGGUUGUAACAGCCCUUGAAGCUGAACUAAAGCAGGCACGAGUGCGCAUUUUGGAGCUUGAAACUGAACGUCAUGCAUCGAAAAAGAAGCUUGAGAACUUCUUGAGAAAGGUUGAUGAAGAAAAGACUGUAUGGCGUAUGCGGGAACAUGAGAAGAUCCGUGUGUUUAUUGAGAGCAUGAGAACUGAGUUGAACCACGAAAGGAAGAAUCGACGAAGAGCAGAACAUUUCAGUUCAAAACUGGUUCAUGAGCUGACUGAUGCCAAGUCCUUGGUGAAGCGGCUGAUGCAGGACUAUGAAGAAGAAAGAAAGGAAAGAGAAUUGAUUGAACAAGUGUGUGAAGAACUUGCUAAAGAAAUCGGAGACGAUAAGGCAGAAAUGGAGGCGUCGAAGAGAGAAUCUGCCAAACUUAGAGAGGAAGUAGAAGAAGAGAGAAAGAUGCUGCAGUUGGCAGAAGUCUGGCGCGAAGAACGCGUUCAAAUGAAGCUGGUAGAUGCCAAGGUGGCUGUAGAAGAGAAGUACUCUCAGAUGAACAAACUUGCUGCAGAUCUUCAAAAUUUCCUAAAGUCAAGGGGAGCAAUCUCAGACAUUAAGGAGAUGAGAGAAGCAGUACUACUUGGAAACGCUGCUUCUUCUGUGAGCAUUCAAGACAUUAGGCAGUUUACAUACCAACCUUCUAAGCCAGAUGAUAUUUUCUCCAUAUUUGAAGAAGUUAAUUUUGAUGAAAACCAUGAGAGGGAGGUUAAGCCAUACGGCUCUGAUAGUCCAGCAACUGAGACCUCCAAAGUUGGAUCGACAAGCCCUGACGUAAACGUCGAUGCAGCUAAACGGGGGGACGGCGCUCUGAUAUGCUCACAUGCACUAAUUGAUCAGAAUGGUGACAUAGACGACGAGAGUGGAUGGGAAACAGUGAGCCAAGUCGAGGAUCAGGACUCGAGUUAUUCACCGGAAGGGAGCAUGACGAAACCACCUGCUAAUAAGAAUUGCAAAAAGAGUAGCAGCACCUCAGGCACAGAGAGUAGAACAGACUGGGAAGCAUAUGGAGGUGGUGAGACAACAAUCAACAUCAGCGAAGUCUAUUCAGAACUUGUAAAGAAAUCAAAGAAAGUGUCAAGUUUAACAAAGAGGCUGUGGAAAUCUGGCCAUAACAAUGGUGGAGACAGCAACAAGAUGAUGGUACCAGUAAAGGAAUGUAAUGGGAGAGCAUCAUCUCCAGAAGAGGGGGAAUCAGUAAAUGGUGGGUCUAGUCCAGAUUUUAUGGGGCAGUGGAAUUCCUUCGAUUUAGGGGAGGCUCAAAUAGCUCGACAGAGGAAAGGCCAGAUUAGUGUGAAGGAAAGUCAGAAGCUACAGUUGCGGCAUGUCCUUAAACAGAAGAUAUAGAGAGGCCUUCUGAGAUUUGUUUUAUGGCAUGUUGUCCGACAAUCAAGCUGUGCUGAUGAUUUUGCUUUAUUGGAUGUCCAUGGCGUUGCAACUUGAGAGCAAGGCUGGACUAUUUUCCGCGGCUGUAAAGGUCGUUUUUCGUCGAGCAGGAGGCAUGGCAAUGCUAUUUCUACCGUACUGUAUGAUUCAAACUAAUGAGGCUUCAUAAAAGAAUGUAAUUUCUGCCUCUAUUUUCUCCAGAUGUAUCGGCAUUCAAAGUCAAGACAUCAAUAUUCGACUUAUCAAUCGAUUAAUAAUCUUCGAAA
Molecule: messenger RNA, 2510 nt
Organism: Momordica charantia (bitter melon)
Lineage: Eukaryota; Viridiplantae; Streptophyta; Magnoliopsida; Cucurbitales; Cucurbitaceae
Source: RefSeq, a predicted model, not a curated record